This is a messenger RNA of Mytilus trossulus (common blue mussel), 2178 nucleotides long. RefSeq names its product protocadherin-9-like. Gene Ontology annotation, cellular component: plasma membrane. The record is from RefSeq and is a predicted model, not a curated record. Lineage: Eukaryota; Metazoa; Mollusca; Bivalvia; Mytilida; Mytilidae. Gene Ontology annotation, molecular function: calcium ion binding. The coding region runs from base 109 to 2037 and encodes 642 amino acids. The transcript has 9 exons. Gene Ontology annotation, biological process: homophilic cell-cell adhesion.
ACUAUAGAUAAUUUGCCGCACACAAUAACAAUUCGAGAAGAUUUGUAUAUCGAAGAAAAAAUAUACGAUCUAAUAGUAACUGAAGCUACUGAUAUAUGGUAUUGUGAUAUGCUGGAUACAAAUGAUACACCUUUCCUAACAAGACAAGAAGAUGCCGGAGGACCCAGUCCAGAUUAUGCAAUAUAUUUGAAUCCUUGGCCUCAACUAGAUUAUGAUGCCAACAAUAAAUAUCUAUUGACGGUGAAAUGUUACGAUGAUCACCAUACAGCGAGUGGAACAGCUACUAUCUCAAUUAUAAAGAACACAGAUCCUGUCUUCACCAAUCUUGAUAAUUCAGUGACUGUUGAUGCAUUAACACAGGUUAACAGUGAUAUUGUAUUCACUGUUAGUGUUACCGACGAUGAAAAUGACCAGAUCAUUUUUACAAUGACGACUUCACCAGCUGGCGGACCAUUUGAUAUACUUGAUUAUUCGGGAAAAGUUGUUUUAACAGAAAAUGUAUUGCGUCACCAUGCUAGUGCAACAUAUGAUCUAUCAAUAACUGCAAAUGAUGGUUAUAAUACUAUUGGACCUCGAACACUAACAGUAAAUAUUAAUGAUAUCAAUGAUAAACCUGUUUUAUCAAAUUUACCAGCAGACAUGAACUUGUUAGAAAAUGCAGCAUUAUCAACGUCAUUAUUUACUGUCUCUGUCGAUGACCUUGACAUAUCAGAUCCACGUGUUUUUACAGCAACGUUUGGUCCAAGACAGGGUGCAAAGUACUUUUCAAUUGAUAGUAAUGGAGUUAUUUGGACUUCAGCGGUACACAACAUAGAUUAUGAUUACAUCGAGUCCACGUCAAUAAGAGUAUGGGUCAUGGUUACAGAUGAAAAAGAACAUGACGAACAAUUACUGACGAUUCAAAUUAAAAAUCAGAACGAGGCGCCCUCAUUUUCUCAGACUCAUUACUCGAUAUCUAGAGAUGAAAGCAACGAAAGUCUAUCAUUUCCCUUGACAAGGUAUCAUGUUUAUGACCCAGAUGUUGCUAGAGAUGGGGAUGUCCACGAAUACUUUAUCGACUGUGGUACAAACACGUCUAGGUUAUCAAUUAACAACAACACCGGACAGAUAAGUUUUAGAGACGGAUAUGAUCUUGAUAUUGAAGGAACUCCAACAGAUAUUAGUUGCAUAGUAAACGUCACUGACAUCGAUGGUUUAACUGACACGUGUCAAAUAGCAGUCAAUAUCAGAUACGUUAAUGAAUAUACCCCAUUUUUUCCAUAUUCACCGUGGGCGCCAUUGCGACAGUAUCCAGUUACGGUAUAUAGUUAUGAUAUAAUUGGUACCAUUAUAAUCACUAUAACAGCCACUGACAGUGACCUGACAGAGCAUGGUACAUUUUAUUAUUCACUUGUUCAAACGUUCAACGGAAGUGCCGAACUUUUUGGCGUAUUAAACAACGGCAGUGUAUAUAUUAAAAGUGAUUUUAGUAUAUAUGACAAUGGAGCAACAUUUGAUGUGCUCAUGUUAGCUACAGACACUGGUGGUCUCAUAGGAACAGCGACAAUACAAGUGACUAUUCCUGCGCCAACAACGACUACAACCACUACCGAGACGCCAUUACGGUAUACAGAAGAUAUAGUGAAUACAUCACUUCUAUCAUUCGGUGUUGUAGGAGGAAUAGUUGUAAUACUUUUGAUUGGUUGCUUGUUAUUCACUUAUUUUACAUUACCAACGUGCAAUAGGCCAAAAUGUAAUUGCUGUAAACGAAAACCAAAGCCACCUAAACCAAAAGUAAAAACGCCACCACUGCCACCGCCAGUGUACACACCGAUGGAAGCAAUGCCUCUGCCAAGGGGUAUACUGUUGGGGGAGCCAGCAGACGAAAGAGUUUACAUUACUGGAAAAGAUCCUCCAACUAACUUAAAAGGUCGGAACAACAGUCGAGAUGAACGAAUUUAUGAACAAACAUACAGCAAUAGUCAAGCAGGUGAUCCUAAUAAAUGGAUGUUAACCGUAGACAAGGAAGUAAAUAGCAACCAAUCGGCACAGCUGUAAAAUGUACCAUUACUAUCUACUGACAAGUACAACGCAAAUGUUGGAAUAUCUUUGUCAUGUUUGUGACGAACAGGCAUUCUUUGGGUUUCAAUUCAUAUGUAUAUUGAUUGAAAAAUCUUUAUAAUAAAUUGUAUUUACUUA